Molecule: messenger RNA, 504 nt
Organism: Cyphellophora attinorum
Lineage: Eukaryota; Fungi; Ascomycota; Eurotiomycetes; Chaetothyriales; Cyphellophoraceae
Exons: 1
Coding region: 1-504 (167 amino acids)
Source: RefSeq, a predicted model, not a curated record
AUGUGGCUCACUAAGAACUGGGACACCGACAACAUGGUCACUAAGGACUACGAGAUAGGAAUAUGGAAGAAACGAUUCAUCGCGGCCGGCAACCGCGUUGGCAUAUUCGCGAUGACAUGCUUUGGAGGCUGGGCGAUUAUCAGAUACGCUGGCUUCAUAAAAUCGAUACGGCUAAAACCACUGACCACGGGAGAAGUGGCUAUGAGUAUCGAUAUACGCCGGCGCCACCCAUUCAGCGAAACUCAUUAUAUGGUCAUGCCGGGCCAGCUGUCGAUGCCCGGAGGCUGGCGAACGAGAAUUACAUUGGGCAAAGGCCGGCAAUCGAAAGUCCCGAGCAGGUCGUUGAGCUUUCUCCAGGACUUCAUAUUUAUGCAGGGCGUCGUUAGCCCUAUCAGGAUGACAGACGUUGAAAGCAACGGCAAGGCGAGAGGGAUGCUCGACCCUAGGGGCAUAAAGCUGUCGGAGAAGGACUGGGCUGGCCUCACACGUGAGUCCUUCAUCUAA